Messenger RNA from Colletotrichum higginsianum IMI 349063, 363 nucleotides. RefSeq lists its product as uncharacterized. Bases 1 to 363 code for a protein of 120 amino acids. The record is from RefSeq and is a predicted model, not a curated record. The transcript has 2 exons. NCBI's taxonomy places the organism in Eukaryota, Fungi, Ascomycota, Sordariomycetes, Glomerellales, Glomerellaceae.
AUGCAGCUCUCAGUCGUCACUCUUCUUGCCCUCCAGGCUAUCGGCGUUGUCGCGGCCCCUGUCGCAGCGCCUGCUGCUGAUUAUGCCGAUGUAGCCAAGGCCAGCAUUAUCAUCAAGUCAGCUGGCACUUACAAGCGAGAUGAGGAGAAGAGAGGGGCCGACUACGCCGACGUCGCCAAGGCCAACAUCAUCAUCAAGUCUGCCGGUACCUACAAGCGUGGCGAAGAGUACGCCGACCUCGCAAAGGAUUCCAUUGUUAUCAAGUCCGCGGGUACUUACAAGCGGGAUGAAGAGAAGCGAGGGGCCGAGUACGAGCAGCUGGCUAAAGACUCCAUUGUCAUCAAGUCUGCUGGCACUUACUAA